Notodromas monacha is the source of this 1938-nucleotide messenger RNA. The record is from the annotation of a GenBank genome assembly. NCBI's taxonomy places the organism in Eukaryota, Metazoa, Arthropoda, Ostracoda, Podocopida, Cyprididae.
UGCUCGUCCUCGUGAAUACUCUAGGAUCAGCAAGACCAAGAAGAAGGUUUUCCGCACUUACGGUGGUUCCUUGUGCCACAAGUGUCUCCGCCAAAGGAUCGUUCGUGCCUUUCUCAUCGAAGAGCAGCGCAUUGUCAUUAAGGUUCUGAAAGCACAGCAAGGACCUGUGCGCCCGGCGGGAAAGCAAAAAUAGCGAAUUUCAAUCGCGUUGCUUUGUUUGCUUGGUAUAAAAGAAUGCUUCGUGUUGAUCGUGUGUUUCUUUGCGCUGAGUGCGGGAAAUGGGUUCUCUUCCCUCUACAACCCCGACCUCGCCUUCCUUUAAUAUCUAGGAACUGAAUCAAUAGCCUUAUCGAAAAUUACCAAAUUGAACUUACGGUGACCAAACCUGACCCUUCUCAAGUGAACCUCAUGAAAACCAAGUGAGACACCAGAAAAACGUGGCAUGAUUCGAAGACACAUUUAUAGAUACUUGAGUUAAUGGUGAUGCUUGGGCGUUAAAGUGAAGAGAACCGGGAGAAACAUUUCAAAUUGAUUCAACUUUUCAAGGUAAAUUUCCUUUAGAUUUCUUCGGUACAACCGCUGUUCCAUGGUCUUCUGGAUUAAUUUUGGCUGUGUUUCGAAGUUUUUGUACCGGUUUCCUGUAUUUCGCGUGUGUGUGCGGAAAGAUUUUUACGAUAUUUGCUAAUUGAAUUAAUUCGGGAGUGAGUCUUCCCGUGAUCCUCGUCUUCAUCCGCCGAACGUGGUCAUUAACACUAUGUCUCACCAAACUGGAAUUACUGCCAACGAUGAACUUCUGCGAUUCUUCGGGGAUUGUAAAAGUGGUCACUACCGUGCCGCAAAGGUGUCCAUCAUACAAGAGGAGCUGAGGCUUGUGGAUACUUUUCAUCACCGUGGGAAUUGGGAAUCAGAUUUUGACUCUAUUGUGCCGAAAUUAGUCGUCGACAAACAGCCUUGUUUUGUGUUGUUCAGGCUUGAUGUCAGGAGUGCUUCUGGAUACGAAUGGCUUUUAAUCAGCUGGUCUCCGGAUGAUUCACCGGUAAGGGAAAAAAUGCUUUACGCUUCAACCAAGGCGACUUUCAAGAAACUCUUCGGGUCCAUCACGGAAGAGUUCUUCGCGACGAGACGCGAUGAAGCCACGGCUGCCGGUUACGUUCGUCACAAGCGAGACUACAAGGGACCUGGCCCUCUUACAACUGCGGAGGAAGAGCUGAGAGAGUUGAACAAGCUCACUAUUGAGAGCACUUCUCCUCAAGGUAGCAUUUCCGGGAUCGCGUUUCCGAUGUCCAAGGAGGCGAAAGAUCGUUUGCAGAGCUUUGGUCGUGGAGAAAUUGACUAUGUGCAACUGAGUCUCGAUAUUCUGAACGAGCGCAUCAACCUUGAGCGUGCCGAUGCCUGUGAUGUGCGAGAUUUUAAUGCGAUACUACCUGGAGCGAAGGGUCGUUAUCACCUCUUCCGAUAUAAGCAUGCUUAUGACGGAGAUUACCUGGAUAGUGUCGUUUUUGUCUACGUCAUUCCCGGAGCUGGAUGUUCGAUCAAAGAGCGAAUGCUUUCUUCGAGUUGCAAAGGCCCUGUGACAGACACCAUUGAAAACGCGUUCAGAAUACCGAUUGCUAAAAAGAUCGAAAUCGACGUCGGAGUCCAAGUGGACGAUGCCUUCCUCUUGGAUGAGCUUCAUCCGAAAAGCAGUCUUCAUCGACCGAAAUUCUCAAAGCCCAAGGGUCCUUCAAAUCGCGGGCCUCGUCGUUUGCUGAAAGACGGUAUUCAGUCAUGAUUGCUGCGGGUGUUGGAAUCUUGCUGGCUAUCUUCCGGAUGAAAGCCCCGUCAACGUUUCGGGCGUUCUGCUAUUCAUUGGAAGUCCAUUAUUUUUAUCACCUGUGCAUGCUCGGGGCCACCGCUUUUUUUUUUUUUUUUGCGUCAUUAGCGAUUUUUUGUUUGUUU